AUGAAGGGCGGUGGCUGGCAGAAUGCUGUCAUCGGGCCUGUGCUGCAGUGUCUGGAGGCUGCCACACUUGGGAUGCCGUUUGAGGUAUGGAAGACGCACAUGGGGAGGAAUCGGGGCCAGACAACACUGGGCUCUCUGCGUGCCAUCUAUACGGAAGGAGGUGAAGGCUUCAAAGGCAUUUCAGCAUUCUGGGCAGGCACAGGCCCCAAGAUGUUUGAGAGCGCGACAAAGGGAGCUAUCCUGAUGUACUCAAAGGAGGCCAUCCUGAAGGUCCUGCAUACCACAGACAUCAGUCCUGGACUGGGAGGUGCACUUGCUGGCGCUGGUGGCGGGCUGUGCCAGGUGUCAAUCAUGUCUCCCUGCACGUACCUGGUGACAGGCGCAGUCACAGGCAACAAGGACGAGUCUACCAUGCAUCGCAUCAAAAGGACCUACGCUGCCAGGGGUAUCAAGGGCUUCUAUCCUGGGGGCACAGCCAUCGCGUUCCGCCAGGUGACGAACUGGGCAUCCCGGCAAGGUUUCACAGAGGCUGUGCGCAACCAGUUUAAGAAGAGCAUCCACGGGUCGGCAGACGCCAAGCUCACCAAGGGCCAGGAAGUGGGUGCAGGCAUCCUCGGAGGGGCGCUGGCGUGCUGGAACCAUCCGUUUGAGGUGGCGCGCAUUGAGGCUCAGGCGCGCGGCGACCAGGGCCAGAAGGACAUGAACAUGGUCCAGAUCUUCAAAAUGAUCGUCAAAGAGCAGGGGCCAAAGGGCUUGUUCAAGGGCCUCGUACCGCGCAUCAUGCUGGGCAUCUGGCAGACACUGUUCAUGGUCACAGGCGCAAAGCUGGUGCAGGAGGCACUUGCCGAUUACACCGCUAAGCCCGCAUCAUAG
Molecule: messenger RNA, 873 nt
Organism: Coccomyxa subellipsoidea C-169
Lineage: Eukaryota; Viridiplantae; Chlorophyta; Trebouxiophyceae; Coccomyxaceae
Product: MC family transporter
Exons: 7
Coding region: 1-873 (290 amino acids)
Biological process (GO): mitochondrial citrate transmembrane transport; alpha-ketoglutarate transport
Cellular component (GO): mitochondrion
Molecular function (GO): tricarboxylate secondary active transmembrane transporter activity
Source: RefSeq, a predicted model, not a curated record